AUGCUUGCCAAUUCCGCCGUCGACGACGAUAGUGAAGACGGUGUGGUCAACACGCUCGCCAAGAAGGUCAAGGAGAAGCUAAACUUUCUGGAGCUGUUUGUCAAGAAGGAGAGCGAUUUUAAUUAG
Messenger RNA from Peronospora matthiolae, 126 nucleotides. Lineage: Eukaryota; Oomycota; Peronosporomycetes; Peronosporales; Peronosporaceae. The record is from the annotation of a GenBank genome assembly.